AUGGAAACUCGACACCAAAGCACCGAGCUCCACAGAUUGGGCCAAAACGAUCACCAACCUUCACCUGAUUCCACCAUCGGAGAGCAAGAGACAGUCAUUGGGAUCGAACAAGCAUCACUGCCUCCCGCUGAUAGAGGCAAACAGGCAUGGCUGGUCUUGGCUGGAUGCUCAUUGAUACAAAUCCCUGUAUGGGGAUACUCUCUCGCCUUUGGUGUAUUCCAAGAAUAUUACGGCAGCCACCCAAACGAGAUUGAUGGUGAUAUCAGCAACAUAGCUGUGAUUGGCACUACAAUGACUGGUAUCAUGUACCUCAUCUCGCCUUUCACAUUCACCAUCUUGAGCCGAUGGCCCCGUCUGCGCCGCUGGUUCGGCCCACUCGGGCUGAUCCUAUCAGCAGCUGGCUUCCUCAUGUCUUCCUUCGCGACCAAGGUGUGGCAAUUAAUUGCAACGCAGGGGGUGGUUUGCGCUCUUGGCUGUGGACUUAUGUUCACUCCCACAACCCUCUAUCUCGACGAGUGGUUCAUCAAACGAAAGGGACUAGCUUACGGCGUCAUGUGGGCCGGGAAGUCUGCAGCUGGGGUUGGCAUUCCCUUCGCUAUAGAAGCGCUGUUGCAGAGAUUCGGGCCUGUGACCACACUCCGAGCAUGGGGUGUCGCAACGGUUCUAUUAUCAGCCCCCCUCAUCUAUUUCCUCAAACCUCGCAUCCCUCUCUCUCAAUCUACCGCCGUCCGUCGAAUCAGCCUUGACUUCAUUUUCCUUCCCUCCUUCUGGAUGCUGCAGAUCGGCAACAUUCUGCAAUCUCUCGGCUACUUCCUUCCAUACACCUACCUCACCACCUACGCCGUCCAGCAACUCCACGUCUCUACCACCAUCGCCACCGCUCUUCUUGUCCUGAUCAACGUCACCUCCAUCCCGGGUGGCAUCGUCAUGGGCAGUCUUGGCGACCACCUACGCGUCACUACAGUAAUCCUCAUCUCCACGAUCGGCUCUGCUUUAGCUGUGUUUCUGUUCUGGGGCUUCUCAAGCCACACAGCGCUGCUGGCUGUCUUCAGCAUCACAUACGGCUUCUUUGCCGGCGGUUUCAGCUCCACGUGGUCUGGUGUGCUCUCGGAGCUGAAGGCUCAGAGCCCGGCGCUGGAUACUGGGUUCAUCUUUGGUUUGUUGGCUGGUGGUAGGGGGUAA
Molecule: messenger RNA, 1182 nt
Organism: Colletotrichum siamense
Lineage: Eukaryota; Fungi; Ascomycota; Sordariomycetes; Glomerellales; Glomerellaceae
Product: Fujikurins efflux protein
Exons: 5
Coding region: 1-1182 (393 amino acids)
Biological process (GO): transmembrane transport
Cellular component (GO): fungal-type vacuole membrane
Molecular function (GO): transmembrane transporter activity
Source: RefSeq, a predicted model, not a curated record